Anopheles marshallii is the source of this 1710-nucleotide messenger RNA. RefSeq names its product vesicular inhibitory amino acid transporter (gene VGAT). The transcript is spliced from 4 exons. The record is from RefSeq and is a predicted model, not a curated record. Gene Ontology annotation, biological process: amino acid transmembrane transport. Gene Ontology annotation, cellular component: vacuolar membrane. Gene Ontology annotation, molecular function: amino acid transmembrane transporter activity. The coding region runs from base 1 to 1710 and encodes 569 amino acids. NCBI's taxonomy places the organism in Eukaryota, Metazoa, Arthropoda, Insecta, Diptera, Culicidae.
AUGGCGUUCCUGAACAAUCUGCGCUCAGUGCCGCUGCCGCCGGUGAAAAACAUGCUCAAUGUGGCACUGCAAACAGCCCGUCAAACGAUUCCGGCCAAGCAGAAACAGAACGGCUACGAAGAACCGGCCGGAGAGAGCUUUGGUGGUGCACCCGGUGCAAGUGGCAUGCGAUCGCCACCGCAAGUCCCCCCAAGGCCACAGAAUGUUCAUUUCGCCGAACAGGACGCCGCGGGUGACACUGGUGGAACAACGGAGAUGAAUCCUUUGAAUCCGUUCACGAAUCCGAAGGCAUACUAUCAGGAGGAUGGAACGGAACAACCCGGUACUAACCAGUACCAGGAGACGGGUUUCAAUCAGGGUGAUUUCGAAAAUGGGUACCAAGCGGGCGGCUACCCUCCGAGACAGGGCAGUGUGCAGUCUUUUGGUUCGGACAGUACGUUCGCCGGAGGUUGCGAAGGUGAAGCCCCAGGUGGAGCUAAGAUCAACGAGUAUCAGGCCGCUUGGAACGUGACCAAUGCAAUUCAGGGAAUGUUCAUCGUGUCGCUACCAUUUGCGGUCCUGCGGGGCGGCUACUGGGCGAUCAUCGCGAUGGUUGGCAUAGCUCACAUUUGCUGCUACACCGGCAAGAUUCUCGUCCAGUGUCUGUACGAGCCGGAUCCGCAAACCGGCGAACCGGUACGGGUCCGGGACAGCUACGUGUCGAUCGCGAAGGUGUGCUUCGGCAAGAAGAUCGGUGCCCGGGUCGUCAGCAUAGCGCAGAUCAUCGAGCUGCUCAUGACGUGCAUCCUGUACGUGGUCGUGUGCGGCGAUCUGAUGGCCGGUUCCUUCCCGGACGGUGCAUUAGACACGCGGUCGUGGAUGAUGCUGUGCGGCAUCUUUCUGCUGCCGCUCGCGUUCCUCAAGUCGCUGCAUCACGUGUCGCUGCUGUCGUUCUGGUGCACCAUGGCCCACCUGCUGAUCAACGCGAUCAUCGUCGGCUACUGCCUGCUGGAGAUCGGCGACUGGGGCUGGAGUAAGGUCAAGUGGCGAAUGGACUUUGAGAACUUUCCAAUCUCACUUGGUGUUAUUGUCUUCUCCUACACGUCGCAAAUCUUCCUGCCCACGCUCGAGGGCAACAUGGAGGAUCGGUCCAAGUUCAACUGGAUGCUCGACUGGUCGCAUAUAGCGGCGGCCGCAUUUAAGGCCCUGUUCGGGUACAUCUGCUUCCUGACGUUCCAGAACGAUACGCAGCAGGUCAUCACGAACAAUCUGCACUCGCCCGGGUUCAAAGGUCUGGUGAACUUUUGUCUGGUCAUCAAGGCGAUCCUCAGCUACCCGUUGCCGUUCUUUGCCGCCUGCGAGCUGCUCGAGCGUGCGUUCUUCCGUGGCAAACCGAAGACCAUCUUUCCGGUCGUCUGGGAGCUGGAUGGGGAGCUGAAAGUUUGGGGCCUGGCAUGGCGUUUGGCCGUCAUUCUCGGCACGAUCAUGAUGGCCAUCUUCAUACCACACUUUUCCAUCCUGAUGGGUUUCAUCGGGAGCUUCACGGGUACGAUGUUAAGCUUUAUCUGGCCCUGUUACUUCCAUCUGAAGCUGAAGGGCCACCUGCUGGAUCAGAAGCAGCGCGCCUACAACUACUUCAUCAUCUUUCUCGGUGUGCUGUUUUGUGUGGUUGGCAUCUACGAUUCGGGCACGGCUUUAAUCCACGCCUUCGAGAUCGGUUUGCCGUUCUAA